AUGUCUGAUCUCGGUCGCAAGGGUCUCGGUGACCAGGUGCAGGAGAAGGUCACUCCUGACUCCCAGAAGUCUACUCUCGACAAGGCCUCCGAGUCUGCCUCCGGUGCCUACGACAAGGCUGCCUCUUCCGUUCAGCCUGAGGGUGACAAGUCCGCCACCCAGAAGGUCGGCGAUGCCACCCGCAGCGGCGGCGACAACGCUCAGAACCAGGGCCAAGGCAUCCUCGGCUCCGCUCAGGAGUCCCUCGGCAACGCUGCCCAGUCCGUCCAGGACACCUUGUCCGGCAGCAAGAAAUAG
Messenger RNA from Didymosphaeria variabile, 297 nucleotides. RefSeq lists its product as uncharacterized. Bases 1 to 297 code for a protein of 98 amino acids. Lineage: Eukaryota; Fungi; Ascomycota; Dothideomycetes; Pleosporales; Didymosphaeriaceae. The record is from RefSeq and is a predicted model, not a curated record. The transcript has 3 exons.